AUGUCUUCUCAGGAUCAGGAAUUGCAUCGCGAUGCGGUCAACAAUGACCCCAAGGCCACGACAGGUGGACCUAAUCCUACCUCGGAAUCUUCCCAACGAGCUCGCUCUCAACGAGAGGCGCUAGUAGCGCUCAACGACGUGAUCAAAAAUCUGAUUCUGGAGCGAAACAAAAUCGAAAACGAGAUAAUGCGCCAGCGUGCGAUGCUCGCCGAUCAGAUGGCACGCCUCUCUACUAAUGAAGAAAAUAUCCAAAGCCUUCAGGAGGCGUGGGAAAACAUGGCAACUGGUUUCGGACUCCCGUCUAAGAAAUAG
Molecule: messenger RNA, 312 nt
Organism: Penicillium mononematosum
Lineage: Eukaryota; Fungi; Ascomycota; Eurotiomycetes; Eurotiales; Aspergillaceae
Exons: 1
Coding region: 1-312 (103 amino acids)
Source: RefSeq, a predicted model, not a curated record